AUGAUCAUCUUCAAUGGCGGACCUUGCCAGUCCGAACAGAUGGACUAUUCCAGCUCCUUCUUCUUCGAUUACUCUGCUCUAAUUUUCUCUCGUGGCGAAGCCUUGCCAUCACCAUCGGAAUACGACCCUUCUGUCCUGCCGGUCUUCCGUGUGUUCCGAUUGCCGGCUCAGAGCCUCCCGAGCAGGUGGAGGUGUCCUGCAGAGCGACCAAAGUGUUAUCAAGACGACGACAAUCAACAAUCGUUAGUCAGAAUCAGGAUGGACAAAGGUGGUAAAUUGAAACGAGCAGCGAAAAGACUGAAGAGGAUUUUACCAGGCGGAUCAUCGAAGGAAGAUAAACUGGACACGGAAAGCAAGGUUCCAAAGCAGGGUCAGAUUGAGAGCGAUGUCCCAAUGGAAUGCGGUCCGGCCGCAGAUGAGGAGGAGAAAAUUCAGCCCAGAGACAAGCCACAGUUUACCAUAUCCGACCUCCUGGCACAGGGGGAGGAAUAUCGACUGUACCAACUGACAAAGUUCUACAGAGACAGACUCAAACAAGCAAUUGAAGAAAAGGUAGAGAGACUGGGUUGGAUGUUGACAAAGGAGGGACAUUUCAGUAGAGAAGAAAAUGAGAAAGUCACCGAGCUGACAGAGAAGGGAAACCGGGCUGAGAGUUCCAGACUCUUCCUCAGUUUGGUGAAUGGCAAAGGCUCCCGGGCCCGGGGGGCGAUGUGGGAAUCCUUUGUGACAUGGAGGACUGAGUUACCGAAGUUGGACACAAUACUAAGGGAAAUACAGGAACUCGGUCCUGAUCCACAGAAAUACAUGAACAUCGGCCAAGGUUUAUCGGAAUUACCCACUCAGCUGAUCGAUGUCCAACAGAAACACAAAGAGACGCUGCGGGCACAAACUGAAACACUGAGAGUGAACACGAUCCUGAUGACGGAGAAGGUGAAGGUUUUCCAGCUGGCUGAUCGAUACGCUGAGCUCACGGUCAUUUCUACAGUUCGAGAUCGGACGCUGGUGGAACAUGAGCUGCUGGCAAGAGGCAGAGACCAUGAGGAUUAUCGAGUGAAACAACUCCGCAGACAACUGGAAAAAAUCCGUACUGAUCAGUUAUUCCAGAGCAGCUUUUCCCGGAGUAAAUCCAAAUCUGGGAGUUCAGCGGCAGUCUCCGGAGUCCCGGGGAUCGGGAAAACAACGAUGGUACAAAAGAUUGUUUAUGACUGGGCCAUGGGGAAAAUAUACCAGCAAUUCCAGUUUGUCUUCAGUUUCAAAUUCCGAAAUUUAAACAGCAUUAACUGUCGAAUAAACCUGAAGGAACUGACUCUGGACCAGUAUCCUUACUUUGGGAAUAUCCUGAGAGAAGUCUGGAAGAACCCAGAGGGAUUACUGUUUAUAUUCGAUGGUUUAGAUGAAUUCAAACACAAAAUCGAUUUUGCGGACAGUCGGAGAGAUACAGAUCCCAAGCACCAGUGCCCAGAUCCCGAGUGGAGAUGUCAGGUGUCGGACAUUGUGUACAGUUUAAUCCAGGGCAAGCUGCUCCCUGGGUGUUCAGUGCUGGUGACCACCCGCCCCAUUGCAUUACAUUUAUUGAAAAAGGCGGAUAUCAGUGUCUGGGCUGAAAUCCUAGGAUUUGUUGUUGAGGAACGGAAGGAAUACUUCAUUAGACUUUUUGAAGACCAGAUGGUGGCCGAGGCUGUUUUCAAUUAUGUGACGGAGAACGAGAUCCUGUACACCAUGAGCUACAACCCUUCCUACUGCUGGAUCCUCGCUCUGGCACUGGGCCCCUUCUUCACACAAAGAGUCAGGGACCCACAGCGAGUUCCCAAGACCAUCACCCAACUGUACUCCGACUAUAUUUACAACAUCCUGAAAAACCACGGCCGUGAGAUUGAGAGACCCCGUGAUGUGUUACUCAGGGUUGGUCAGAUGGCCUUCAGAGGAGUGUCCGAGAGGAAGAUUGUGUUUACAGAUGGAGAUUUGAUCAAGUACAAUCUGCAGCCUUCCCAGUUCCUGUCCGGGUUCCUGAUGGAGCUUUUGGAGAGAGAGGAUUCUGCCCAGAGCGUGGUGUACACAUUCCCACACCUCACCAUCCAAGAGUUUGUAGCUGCAGUCGCACAAUUCCUGAAUCCACAUCCCGGGGAUAUCCUUAAAUUCCUCACUGAUGUCCACAACACGACAGAUGGGCGAUUUGAGGUAUUUCUCCGUUUUGUUACUGGUCUCACCUCCCCAAUGACAGCUCGGGCCCUGAUGGAGUUUCUGGGUCCAUUUCCUCAUGAAACAACCUGCCGGGUGAUUGACUGGGUGAAGGAGGAGGUUAAACGUCAGAGUGGAAACACAGAGAGUAAAGCUGGUAAAAGGAGCCUCCUGAACACAUUACACUACCUGUUUGAAUCUCAGAAUCGUGGACUGGCUCAGGCCGCACUGGGAUCGGUGAACAGACUUUCAUUCCGUGGACUGACAUUGAACCCGAUUGACUGCGCUGUCCUGUCUCAUGUCAUCGGACUCUGUGAUACAAUAAAACACCUCGACCUGGAGGACUGCCACAUUGAGUGUGAAGGAAUCCAGCGACUGGGACCCGGGCUGCACAAGUGCCAGGAGUUGAGACUGAACAAUAAUAAACUGGGGGAUUCAGCAGUGAAACUGGUGUCUGCGGCUCUGAGGAACCCGGAGUGUAAAAUACAGAAACUGGAGUUGAACAAUGUCGGUCUCACAUAUUCUGGUGCCGAGCAUCUCGUCUCCACUCUCAGUACAAAACCAUCACUGACGAGGCUGAACCUGGGAUUAAACUCUCUGACAGACCUAUCUGUCCCCGCUCUCCGCCGCCUCAUACUGACCCUCCCGAGUCUGGAGCGGAUCGAGCUGCGGGGGAAUCAGUUCAGUGAGACGGGGGAGAAGGAACUGAGAUCUCUGCAGGAACCCAGACCCGGACUGAGAGUGAACAUCUGA
Molecule: messenger RNA, 2931 nt
Organism: Hypanus sabinus (Atlantic stingray)
Lineage: Eukaryota; Metazoa; Chordata; Chondrichthyes; Myliobatiformes; Dasyatidae
Product: NACHT, LRR and PYD domains-containing protein 3-like
Exons: 11
Coding region: 1-2931 (976 amino acids)
Cellular component (GO): cytoplasm
Source: RefSeq, a predicted model, not a curated record